Pseudo-nitzschia multistriata is the source of this 2891-nucleotide messenger RNA. NCBI's taxonomy places the organism in Eukaryota, Bacillariophyta, Bacillariophyceae, Bacillariales, Bacillariaceae. The record is from the annotation of a GenBank genome assembly.
ACACCAUUUCCAUUGUGCAAGAAAAAACGAGAAUGGCCAAAAAGAAGUCAAGUGGAAACAGCAAUGUCAAGUCGAAGACAAAACCAAAAAACGUCGUCUCACGAAGAUCAAACCCGAAACUAGUUUCUUCUCCUGCAAUUUCUUAUGACGCGAACGUAAAGGUCUAUUUUCUUAUUGGCAUAAUUGCAGCUUCGGCUGCUAUUCUAAAGAAAUAUAUGCUGGUACAUAAACUUGAUUUGAGACAUGCGUCCGCAAUCCAAGAUCCCAUCAAUCUCGAUUCGUCUCUUCAAAGUCUGGUCCAUUUGGCUUGUCAAAACGGGAACUGCGAGGAAGAUGUUCUAUUUGCGAGGAAUGGAAGUCUAUUUUCAGGACGGAGACUGGAAAAGCAAUCUAAAUUAUUCGAAAUCCACAGAGAGAUGCAAAUCUGGACACUAGAUGCCUUUCGUGACGAUUUCGUAAAAAAGAAUCUAGUCGGAGUAAGGCAUUUAAAGACAAACGCAUUUUUAAGUGAGGAGGCGUUCCUUGCUGCAUACAUUGCAAUGCUGUUAAAGAGACAUAUCUCAAAACACAAUCCGUUUGAUAAUGAGCGGAAGCAUACAAUUUCUUCCAUCUAUUUGGAAAAUUUACCAACUUAUGACGAUUUUAGACAGCAUCAUCCUGUCACAUUUGAUCAGAUAGAAUUGGCGUCACUAUAUGGCUCUCACACCCAUAUCUACUUCAUAGUUUCACGGAAAAAAGAAGAAAUCAAAUCUGAGUACGAAGCAUUUGCUCGUUCUUCUACUGAGUUCGAAAAUUUUAUAUCUUUUCAUGAAUACGUUGCAGCACGUCUAAAUGUUCAAACUAGAGCUUUUGAAGUUGGUUCGAUAAGUGAUGAAGAUGCUCCGCUCAAGGAAGUCGAAUGGUACAAGAAGCAAUUUGGAGUUGACAUAAAGGGAAAAGCCAGAGCGAUGGUUCCCGUUUUGGAUGCGUUCAGCUCAAACGAUAAAAAACGCAACAUGAAAUAUCAAUAUGAUCCAGAAUCCAAAAAAUUCGCUGCUUUCGCUAGUAAAAGCAUUAGGAAAGGGGCCGAGCUAUUCGGUACGCAAGGCGACAGGGCGGAGUAAGUGAAUACGAAUGUAUAAUAUCUGGCAUUUUCUUCUGUAUUAAAUUUGCGGAGGUCUUAGUUCGUACUAACUCUUCUCAAUGUCUAUUCUCAUGUUUGAAAGUCUUUACCCAAAAUUUGGUUUCGUAAACGGAGAGUAUUCGGAACGCACAUCUGUCCGUUUAGGAUCUCAUCAGGUCAUCGAUGUGAGAAUUGUACCCGAGAAAACGUACAUGGAAGCUCAGAAAUACCAAAUCAUCACGUAUCUACAGCAAGAUGAUGGAUAUAGUGUAUGUGAAAGAGUGCACUAUGUUUGGUUAACUGGUCAUCACAAAAGUAUGCACUUCAUGCCCAUUAUAUUGUGAAAAUUCUCGCUGACGUUGACUUAUUUAUUUUCGUGUCUCUGAUUGGUUUUAGGAAUGUGUUACUGAUGGGGAUUUAUUAGCAUUGAGGUUCAAACGUUUGAAGCGCAAGGCAUUGUUAUCAAUCGUAAAUAGGUACGAGGAUUGGGUUGUUUCCUUUCCUGCUCUUGACCGAAGCAUGAAUAGCAACGGAAAAUUACAAAUUUCUGUUGAUUCAGGUGUGAGCCAAAUUAUCUCCACUUGUAGACUUCUCGCGCUAUCGCAUCAUGAUUAUGACGGAGAUGCUCACGAUGUAUUGGAAGCCGCAGUUCAGGAAAUGGAGUCUAACCAUGAUAAAGACACCCAUGAUAAAGGUCUUCUUUUGAAAAGUGGCAGUGAUGGCCUUGAAUACCGCGCGUUAGUUUGGGUAUGGCGAUUAGCUGCUUAUAGUCUGAAUCAAUACUGUGGCGCCUACGAAGACUGGGUGUGCUCGAAAGCCGAGCACUCUGAAAUGGAAGAGUUAGAAAAGUAUAGUAAGGAAUGGUAUGCAGCCUAUGUUCGUUACCAAGAAAUCGUCACGCUCGAGACUCUAAAGGAAUUUGCCCAGCAGUCGCAACUCGCAUACACAAAGAAAGAACAUUACGAUUCUGAAGCAGAUGAGUUUUUCUUCCGCAGUACAUUGUGUCCUGUAGAUACACCAGGCUUGAAAAAUUUGAUCUAUGAAUAGGAUUAUGAUAGGAGAAAAUAAUUGCGCAGACACCAUGGUUUGUUUUAUACGAAUGAAAACUUAUCAGUUUCAUGUGUAUCUUCUUGGGCUAGAGGAAUAUGAAUGAAAGUAGGAAAAGGGAAGUAUAUAAUAUCAUAUUGUAUGAAUGCAGCAGUGAUAAUUAUUUUGAUUUUUGGUUCGCGGUAUUUUGAAGACACGUAAUGAAUUAACUUAACAAGAACAGAUCGUGCACCACCACAAUCAAACCACUCUUUUGGAAACGCGAUGACAGCCAAAUGUUCUCUUUCGAAUGUGGCUUUCUGAUUUCCAAUUGCAGAUAGCUCUCCUUUGCUCUUUUCGUUACUACGAAAAUCAGCACGUUAUAGAAUUUUUUCACCACAAAUUAUCGUGUUCUCAAUUUACAUCGUUCUCGUUCAUUUUGUAGCGACGAAUAUUUCCGAAGAAAGCCUUCAAUCCAGGUGCACUUUGAAACAUGAGAGUGUGGUCGUGUGGACUACCAGGCACUUGGUGAAAUUCGUGAACCAACGUGGUGUCUCUGCUAGUCUCAACAAUACUGGUACCAACAUGGCGAUUCAAAUGAGAACGACCAUCGUUUCUAUUUGAAGCAAAAUACUCGGUCAGUGCCCAGAAGUACCGCCUCGCACGCUCGUUCCUCGUGUCACCUUGAAAGUUGUACGUCUCGCAUCGAUCUUUUUGUUCGAUCUUGUCGUGUUCACCAGCUAAAUAAAAUACUUUGCGUUUU